This is a messenger RNA of Monoraphidium neglectum, 2172 nucleotides long. RefSeq lists its product as hypothetical. NCBI's taxonomy places the organism in Eukaryota, Viridiplantae, Chlorophyta, Chlorophyceae, Sphaeropleales, Selenastraceae. Bases 1 to 2172 code for a protein of 723 amino acids. The transcript has 4 exons. The record is from RefSeq and is a predicted model, not a curated record.
AUGGCACCCAGUACGAAUGCCCUGGGACAGGGGAGCCACAACGGCGCGCAUGCAAAGGAGGCAAAGGCCCUGAUCCUGGCCGAAUUCGAACGCGCGGGCUGGACGGCGCCGGCGGAGGUCAGGGUCUUCCCGGGCUCUGUCAGGCCCGACGGGAUCGGACGCCCCGGCAGCCUGCCGACGUGGAAGGCAAAAAUUACCGCCGCCACGGUGGAGGACGCGCACCAGAUCUUCACCCACGCCGCGCCGGCGCUCAGCCUUCCAUGGUGGACUCCGUCAGGCGAGGUCAAGUGGGGAGGCGUGAUCCCCACUGCCCCCCAGCCGCCGCCGGACCCUGAAAUCAGACCAGCCUAUGAGGUUGUCGCGACUCUCGCGACCUCCAAGGUGGGUCUAGACUUCAUGGAAGCAGCAGGGAGCGCGUCCCAGGCGCUGGCAGCACACACCGCAGCGUCGGACCUCGGCCUCAGCGACAAGUCAGUGCCGGGGUUUCUGCUGCAGCCGCCCUCGGCCGCGCUUAUGGAGGCAGCCUCGGCAGCACUCGAGCACCCUGGGCUGGACGUCCUCAACCUUCAGCAGCUUACGCCCAUGGGCGGCAACAAGUAUAAAGUGCGGAUGGGCAGCGCGCAAGCAGCGGCGCACCUGAGGGAGGCGGAGGAGUCGAUCAGGGUCGAGUGGCAGGAGUGGGACGGCAGCAAGACAUGGCUUACCAUCACGCCUCAUCCCAAAGAGAGCGGUGUGCUGCCAACCAGCCUCACCCGGCACGCUGUGGAGGUCGGUCCCUUCCACUCAGCGCACCUGGCUCCGAAGGCGACCCGCGGGGCUGUCCUGCGCCCAGUCUUCGCCGCCCUGGACGCCAAUGCGCGCGGUGCGGUGGCGGCGACGCCGGCCAUGCCGGCGAACAGCCCCAUCAAGGCCGGCGCCGCGAACCCCGAGCAGCCGGUCAUCUUUGUGCGGCGGGCCGAGCAGCCGUACGACGUCAAGUCCCUUUGCGACAUGACAGAGCAGGAGGCGCCGCAGUUCGUCACCCUCAACAGCGGCGUGCCGCUAAGCCGCCUGCCAGAGGACCUGGUGCUCUCGCUCAGCGCAAGGGGGGGGAUGCCGCUCACCCUGCUGCCGGCGGACAGCCGCUCUGCCUCCCUGCUGGUUCUGGGCAUCCCCUUCGGUGCGGCGAUCACCCCCUACCGCGGCGGCGACCCCCUGUGGGUGCGCAUGGCGGCGUCUAGCAGCGGCGGCCGCUCCCCCAUCAUCACGGCCCCCGUCCUCACGGACGGGUCAUCUUCGCUGAAACAGAAACAGAGGCAGGCGUGUGUGCUGGUGAUCGCAGCGCACGGAGGGCUCAGCGCCGCCGAGGGCGAGAGGCUCAGCGGUGGCAAGGAAGGCAAGGUGGAGUGGAAGAGGCUCACGUUCUCGUGGCGCGACAGCAUCAAUGAACCGCUGGUAGCUCCCGCGGCACUCACCACAGCGGCAGAGCUCGAGGGCUUCCAGGGCCUGCUGAGCUUUUCCGACGACGAAAUGGAGGAGGAGGUUCCAGACAAGCCCGACGCGGGCGCCGCAGGCGACGCAGACGGUGCAGAUGGCGCCGACGGCGCUGCCGAGCGGCAGGCGGCCCUGGCAGAGGCCGUGGAGGGCGGCAACAGCCUGCUCGAGGAGACAAACACGGCCGCAGAGCAGGCAAUGCGGCUGGCAGAGCGCGCACGCGCUGCAGCGGAGGCGGCGCGCGCGGCGGCGGCCGCAGCCGACGGCGGCAGCGAGGAGCACGCAGCCAUGGCCAAGCGCGUGCAAGACGCCGCCACGGCGGCUGACAGGGCCGCCGACGGCGCGCGCGAGGAGGCGGCGGCCCUGGGCCCCGUUAUCACAGCAGCAAACGCGCUGCUGGACCGCGCGCGCCGCGGGCCAGCACUGGCGGACAUGCGCCUGAGCGCGCGCGCGGUUGCCAGGGGCGGCCGCAGGUCGGCCAGCCAGCACCGCAGGGAGGCCGCGGGCAACGCGCAGCCCUUCGGCGGGGGGAUGGGCGAGGAGGGCGAGGCCUCGCCGCCCAGGGCGAGCGAGGCCGAGGCCGGCGGCAAGCGCCAGCCGGGGGAGCACCCCACCACCACGCCGAGCAAGGGCGGGCCGCGCGGCAGGCCGCGCGUGCUCGACGGGGACGGCGACACCGAGGUGCCGGACCAGGAGUGA